CCUCUAAUUUUUUUCACAAAUUCAUCGCCCAGUACCAAUCACACGCAUUCCCAUUCCCCCUUUCUCUUCCACCCUGUGUCUCCUUCCAAUGGCGGCGUCAAACGACACUCCUAGAUCCGGAUCCGGAACUCCGGCCGGUGACGGGGAUGCCCCAGUACCGCCCGAGCGCAGGGUGGCCUUGAUCACCGGCAUCACGGGACAGGACGGAUCCUACUUGACGGAGUUCCUGCUGAACAAGGGGUACGCCGUUCACGGCCUAAUCCGGCGGUCCUCCAAUUUCAACACCCAGCGGAUCAAUCACAUCUACAUCGACCCCCACAACGCCCACAAAGCCCGCAUGAAGCUCCAUUACGCUGACCUCACCGACGCCUCCUCCCUCCGCCGCUGGCUCGACAGUCUCCACCCUGACGAGAUCUACAACCUCGCCGCCCAGUCCCACGUCGCCGUCUCCUUCGAGAUCCCCGACUACACCGCCGACGUCGUCGCCACCGGCGCCCUCCGCCUCCUGGAGGCCGUCCGCUCCCACAUCGCCGCCACCGGCCGCUCCCACAUCCGCUACUACCAGGCAGGGUCAUCCGAAAUGUUCGGGUCUACUCCCCCUCCCCAGUCCGAAUCCUCCCCCUUCCACCCCCGCUCCCCCUACGCCGCCGCUAAAUGCGCUGCCCACUGGUACACCGUCAAUUACCGCGAAGCGUACGGGAUCUUCGCCUGCAACGGAAUCCUCUUCAACCACGAAUCGCCCCGGCGCGGGGAGAACUUCGUGACGCGGAAGAUCACUCGGGCCGUGGGUCGGAUCAAGAUCGGGUUGCAGAGCAAGCUGUACUUGGGGAACUUACAGGCGUCGCGGGACUGGGGUUUCGCGGGAGAUUAUGUGGAGGCAAUGUGGUUGAUGCUGCAGCAGGAGACGCCGGACGACUACGUGGUGGCGACGGAGGAGUCGCACACGGUGCAGGAGUUCUUGGAGGCGGCGUUUGGGUACGUCGGAUUGAAUUGGAAGGAUCAUGUGGCAAUCGACAAGCGGUAUUUCAGGCCGGCGGAGGUGGAUAAUCUCAAGGGGGAUUCGAGCAAGACGAGAAGGGUUCUUGGCUGGAAACCCAAGGUGGGAUUUGAAAAGCUAGUGAAGAUGAUGGUGGAUGAAGAUAUUGAACUGGCGAAGAGGGAGAAGGUUUUGGUUGAUGCUGGGUUCAUGGACGCUCAGCAACAACCAUGAGUGAGUGAUUUGAGCGAUUUGUUUCUCGUAUCUGAUAAUUUGGUUCGGAUCGUACCAACCUUCUUCAAUGAUGAAGAUGGGAUCAGGUUGAAUGUUUUGAUUCAGAAGGAGAAGUUGGCUUCAAUUUGAAAUUAUCUGCAAGGAUGAUGAGCCAUUAUUGGUUUCUACAUUACCAGUAGCUGCUGCAAAUGGCUCUAUAGAUGAUCGAAGAGGUUCAGGCCCUUCUAUGAAAAUUCUAUUGCACAAUGCAUUGCAGUUACUAAUCACCUCAGUCAGGCUUCCUUUCAACUCCCCAAUCUCAACCUGCAAUGCAUGGACUGCAUCCAUUUUCCAAAAUAAAGAGUCAUGAGAAUACAAGAACAUCUAGACUGGAGCUUCAACACAGGUGGGCUACGGAAUACCUAACAACUAUUGCAUGCUGAAUUGAGGUAAGGCUGUUUCUGUCAGAUGAUUGUCCAUCACAAGUUGGCCUAGACGCUCAAGAUCAUCUUCAAGAAAAGUCAUCAAGAUAUUGCAUUGAAACUCCAUGGACUCUGAUGACCUUCUCCCUGGCUUUGAAGUGUCUCAUCAUGCAAACCAGUUGAAGGGGAUAUUUUCUUUCAUUCCUCCAAUGAAAUGGAAAUGCCCUCCCAAAGUGGCAGCUGACUGUUUAACACUCCACCUCAAGAUGGAUGUGAUUGAGUAUGAACAUCAAUUACACCUCUCUUGGAAAGCAAUGAAGCAAAGGAAGGAAAUUUUAGAGGUUUUGUGAAGAUGUCUGCUAGCUGAUUUUGUGAAGUGACUUGCAGUGUUUUGAUAACACCAGCUUGUAAUUUCUCCCGAACUAUAUGGCUGUCUAUCUCUAUAUAUUUUGUUCUCUCAUGGAAUAUCAGAUUAGCAGCUAUAUGUAGUGCUGCUUGAUUGUCACAAAAAAUAAAGGUCGACCUUGUAUACUCAAUCUUUAAAUCCUUCAAUAGUGAAAUCAGCCAAGUUAUUUC
Messenger RNA from Malania oleifera, 2187 nucleotides. Its product is annotated as GDP-mannose 4,6 dehydratase 1-like. Gene Ontology annotation, biological process: GDP-mannose metabolic process. NCBI's taxonomy places the organism in Eukaryota, Viridiplantae, Streptophyta, Magnoliopsida, Santalales, Ximeniaceae. The coding region runs from base 89 to 1210 and encodes 373 amino acids. The record is from RefSeq and is a predicted model, not a curated record. Gene Ontology annotation, molecular function: GDP-mannose 4,6-dehydratase activity. The transcript is spliced from 4 exons.